Anguilla rostrata (American eel) is the source of this 1346-nucleotide messenger RNA. RefSeq lists its product as uncharacterized. Bases 50 to 268 code for a protein of 72 amino acids. Gene Ontology annotation, cellular component: heterotrimeric G-protein complex. The record is from RefSeq and is a predicted model, not a curated record. The transcript has 3 exons. NCBI's taxonomy places the organism in Eukaryota, Metazoa, Chordata, Actinopteri, Anguilliformes, Anguillidae. Gene Ontology annotation, biological process: G protein-coupled receptor signaling pathway. Gene Ontology annotation, molecular function: G-protein beta-subunit binding.
UUUUUUUUUUUUUCGAAGUUGUCAGAUCACAGUCGCCUUCAGCGCAGUCAUGUCCAACAACAGCGCACGCAGUAAUAACUUGGUUAUUGCACAGAAAGCCGUAAAACAAUUGCGGUUUGAAGCCAGUGUCCAGAGGAUUAAGGUGUCUCAGGCGGCCGCAGAUCUGAAGACCUUCUGCCUCCAGAACGCAAACAAGGACCCUCUGCUCAUGGGCGUCCCCUCGGGCGACAACCCUUUCCGACCCCCCAAGUCCUGCUCCGUUUUCUGAGCUAAUGAGGAAUGAAGUCCAUGGAACACUUUUAGAAGACCUCUACUCUGCCCAACCUCCGCCUCACACUGCUCUUAUUGUUGGUUCACGGUUCAAUCCCAGAAUGCCAAGCACUGGGAGGCCAAACCCCCCAACAUCACCACCCCCCCCCCCACCCCCACAUUAGAACAGCUACCAUAUGGUCUUGCAAAAUGAAACUCUAACAUCUUGUUUAGUUUUCUUAUUUUAAGAAAUAACAUACAAAAAAAAACUAAACAAAGGAUCGUUCAAAGAGCUGGCAGAUUUGGACGUUUGUCUCAUCACCGAGGCCAGCCUUAAAGAUGAGUUCCCAUUCUCAUCACAGUGAUGCUGCCCAGUUCUGUGUUCAUGUCUGGAGGAUGUGUGCACCUGCAACUAAUUUCUAAUACAUUCUGUGUUGUUAGCGCUCAAAAUAUGACUUCAGGUGUAACAACUUCAGCUGUGAUCAGCUUCUUAUAAGAAUUAUGUGACUGGCAUUUAGCUGAAAACGAGCAAGGAUUCUGCAUCUAAAUCUAAAUUAAUGUUGCUGGCGAAUGCAAUCAAAGAGGUCCAAUUUUUGGAGUCUUAAUUAACACAGGAAGUCUUUUUUUGCCCUACUGUGUCAAGAGAACAGUGUGGUAAAAUAUAGUUCAUUUUUUUAUUAAUCAACUGAAUUGUCAUCUUGAAUUUAAAAUAGGCCCAAAUUACCAUCAAGGGAAUUUUACCUGAUCAGAACAUAAUGUGGAGUUCUGAAAAGCAGAAUCAUUGGCCAGUUUUAUGCCAUUGCACAUUCUGGUCCCUGAUAUUUCAAAAGUAUGAUAACUCAGUUCCAUUCGUAUUUCUUAUUGGAAUAGUGUCUGUAAAGAACCAUCCAUGUCGGUCACAAUGACACAAAGGGCCGCUGUGUUUCAUGCAGCAGGUCAAGUCUGAACUUCGCUCAGUCUAUGAAAAUGUUGGCAAAUGUGCGCACGUGUGUUGUUGCAUGUUAAUCCUUCCGCUGAACUUCCACAACUCACUACCAUUUUGUGAUUUUCAUGAGAAUGCACAAUUCCUGUUGGGAAGCCAUUAAAUAUGUCACAUC